Molecule: messenger RNA, 2493 nt
Organism: Clarias gariepinus (North African catfish)
Lineage: Eukaryota; Metazoa; Chordata; Actinopteri; Siluriformes; Clariidae
Gene: pdk2a
Product: pyruvate dehydrogenase kinase 2a
Exons: 11
Coding region: 136-1353 (405 amino acids)
Biological process (GO): regulation of glucose metabolic process; protein phosphorylation
Cellular component (GO): mitochondrion
Molecular function (GO): pyruvate dehydrogenase (acetyl-transferring) kinase activity
Source: RefSeq, a predicted model, not a curated record
CAUUCAGUAUUCGCCUUUUCAGGGCAAACGUGUCCAGUCUUCUUUCGCUUUUUAGAGAUUGUGUGCUUAUAAACAGCAGAAACCUGAAUUAACGUUAAGUCGAAUCUUUUUCACCAGGCUAGCCAACAUUUCACAAUGAAGUUCGUGAGGUUUAUUAUGAAGAAUGCAGCUUUGGCCAGCGUGCCUAAACACAUCGAGCACUUCUCGAAAUUCUCACCAUCUCCUCUGUCCAUGAAACAGUUUCUCGAUUUCGGUUCAACAAAUGCAUGUGAAAAAACUUCAUUUGUCUUCCUGAGGCAAGAACUCCCAGUGCGUCUGUCCAACAUCAUGAAAGAAAUCAACCUACUCCCAGACAGAUUGCUAACUACUCCGUCGGUUCAGAUGGUCCAUAGCUGGUAUGCUCAGAGUUUAAUGGAGAUCCUGGAGUUUUUGGAUAAAAGUCCCACUGACCACAAAGUUCUAGAAGACUUUGUGGAAACUCUGGUGAAUAUCAGAAAUAGACAUAAUGAUGUUGUUCCUACAAUGGCCCAAGGUGUGAUUGAGUACAAAGAAGCUUUUGGUCAAGAUAAUCAAAACAUCCAGUACUUCUUAGACCGAUUCUUCACGAGCCGAAUAUCCAUCCGUAUGCUUAUCAACCAGCACACCCUGAUCUUUGAUGGUGCUACAAAUCCUGUUCAUCCCAACACAAUUGGAAGCAUUGAUCCUCACUGCAAAGUAUCAGAUGUUGUCAAAGAUGCCUAUGAAAGUGCCAAGAUGCUUUGUGACCAGUACUACCUUAGCUCACCUGACCUGGUGCUGCGAGAACACAACAGUAACAACAUUAACCAGCUUAUUAGCAUAGUGUAUGUGCCUUCCCAUCUCUACCAUAUGUUGUUUGAAUUAUUCAAGAAUGCUAUGAGGGCAACUAUUGAAAACCACAGUGAAGGCACCAGUCUCCCACCUAUUGAAGUUAUGGUGGCUAUUGGUGGAGAGGACCUCUCCAUCAAGAUGAGUGAUAGGGGUGGUGGCGUCCCUUUCAGGAAGAUGGAAAAUCUUUUCAGCUACAUGUAUUCGACAGCCCCGACUCCUCAGAUUGGCCAGCAGAGAACUCCUCUAGCUGGCUUUGGUUAUGGGCUGCCAAUCACUCGGCUCUAUGCAAGGUAUUUCCAGGGAGACCUCCAGCUCUACUCUAUGGAGACCUAUGGCACUGAUGCUGUUAUUCACCUGAAGGCUUUGUCCACUGACUCUGUGGAAAGGCUUCCUGUGUAUAACAAGACGGCUUUACGGAACUACAAAGUGAGCCAGGAAGCAGACGAUUGGUGUGUGCCAAGCAAAGAGCCAUUGGACCUGGCAGUAUUCCGGCUGGCCAAAUGAAGACCUUCUGUUUGUCUGAGGUCUCUUGGCUCAACAUAAAGACGGUCCUAACAUUAGGGAUCUCACAUGGGGACCAGCAAGAGCAAUACGGUGUCUGCCUAAAACCAGACACUCAACAUAAAGCCUUAUGGUAUCUCUCAUCACUAGUUAAUGCAUGUAAUGGCUUUUGAUCCUCACCAUAAUCAACACAAGUAGUUUUUUGUGGUUAUUUUUUCAACAGUAUUAUCUGUAGACCAAGCAUGCAGAGUGAGAGUGUCAGAAAAAAGCCAAAUGGUCAGUUGGAGAUUACAGCACUUUCUUAUGAAAGGUGGAGUAUUACAAUGUAGGAGAGCCUGAGCUGCUUAUUUUGGUAGUGCGUAGGUGGAGGGCAGCAUGAUCUUCCAGGCCAUAUGGUGGAGUUGGUGUGUAGUAUAAGGCCUAAGCAGAGCAACUUCAUGAGAACCAUGAUCUAAAGGCCCAGAAUGAGUUCUUACCGAAAGUAGAAUAUGAAUAAUACAGUGACUCUAAAAGAGUGCAUCAGAAGAUCUCUGUAUGGAGUAAUAACAUCAUCGUUGGUUAAUGGAGUUGAUCCUGAAAUUAUUGUGUAGAACAUUCAUCUUCCAAGUCAGAGACGUUGUGAAUUCGUCCACUGUGAUUGAAGGAAAACAUUAAGACUAUAUUUAGAGAAACCUCUGGUUCAUGAAUCACUUCAGUGAUGAAACAUGAGUGUAUUACAAAGUCAGACAAAAUAACAUUGAUGUAACAGUGUUUAAAUGGAAAGCUAAUAGAAGGCCAUUUAGGGUAAUGCAGUGGUUGAUUGUGCAACAUGCAAUUACUAUUCAUAUGCAUUCUCAAUUCUCUUAUAUUGCUAUACUGUAUUCUUAAUUGUUGAAUGUAAGGCCAGUAAACUAUGAGAUCCUUUUAACAUUUUCAGUGCCUCCUUUUCUGGAAAUGUAAUUAUAUUGUAUUAAAUGAACCAGCUGUUUUGAACUUGAACCAUGCAGCCCUUAAGUAUUCUCUCUUAUGUAUAUCAUCUUUUUUGUAUGAUUCUUUUAAGUUCUUCAUGUCUGAAUGAGUUGUAUUUUGUGAUAAAAUCGAUUAUCAACUGUACCCAUAAUAAAUAUAAAUAUAAUAAAAAUAAAGAUGACAUUUCAUAUCAUA